ACGUCGAGUGUCACGCGCAGAGCAGCAACGACGUCCAUCGAUUCCGUUGAAUUUGGCACCUCGCAUGAGGCAUUCGCAAUACCUGACGAUCUGACAGACAUCAGCCUGGCCAAAGGAGUCGUAGUGUGCAGGCAAAAGCUCUGCUGACCCCGCCCGGAAUCAUGAAAGGUCUCAAGAAAUCAUUCCUAAGAAAGAGCUCAGAUACAUCCUCGAAGAACAAGGAUCCAAAACCACCUGCAUCACAGCCGUCAGUUCCUCCCCCGCCUCCUCCCAACACCGCCAAGCCACUUCCUCAACCUGUCCCUGCUCCACUUUCACUGCCUGGUGCAUCAGUUAACAACACAAGCAAUCGCUCUCUUCUCUCUCAACCACAGCCUUCUUCAAACCGCUCUGUUAAUAGUGCAACCACCUCUGCUACAGAUCGGAGGUAUAGUUCUGGUAGCUCUUCCCCGGUCCCACCUAUUGUGGUCGUAAGCUCAGACCCGGCGCCUGAGCUAGCUCCACGAUCAAGUCAGUACGGUUCUCCCGAGCGAGCAACCGUCGGGCUGGAUGGAAAUGCCAACCCUCCACGUGCAAACACGCUUAACCGCCUUCGUUCUGGUCCGCGGGACACCAUCCCCAUCGUCGGUAAGCCACCGCGUAAACAGCGGAGCAGCCGUUUCGUCGUGACAGAAAGAGUCGAAAUCGAGAGGCUUGCGACCUUCAACGAGGUGCCGCCGAGUGAGAGGUCACAGCUUUUUAUCAAGAAACUCAACCAGUGUCGUGUAUUGUUCGACUUCAACGAUGCCAGCUCAGAGCUUAAAGGUAAACAAGUUAAAGCACAGACUCUGCAUGAAAUGCUCGAAUACAUUACCACCCAACGCGGUGUCAUCACCGAAAACAUAUACCCUGAGGUUGUGAACAUGUUCGCCGUCAAUCUCUUCCGCUCUAUACCCCCUCCCGUAAAUCCCACAGGGGAUGCCUUCGAUCCCGAAGAGGACGAACCCGUCCUCGAACUUGCAUGGCCUCACUUACAAAUCGUUUACGAAUUUUUCCUCCGCUUUGUGGAGAGCCCGGAUUUCAAUACACACCUAGCGAAGCGAUACGUUGACCAGACAUUCGUACUCAACCUCUUGGAACUUUUCGAUUCUGAAGAUCCACGGGAACGCGACUUCCUCAAGACCACGUUGCACCGCAUUUACGGAAAAUUCCUCACCCUCCGCGCAUUCAUUCGUCGGUCAAUUAACAAUGUAUUCUACCACUUUAUCUACGAGACAGAGCGGCAUAAUGGGAUUGCCGAGCUGCUGGAGAUCUUGGGAUCGAUUAUCAACGGUUUUGCUGUGCCCCUCAAGGACGAACACAAGAUCUUCUUGGCGCGUGUUCUCCUUCCGCUCCACAAGGUCAAGACUUUAUGCCUAUAUCACCCUCAACUUGCCUAUUGCAUCGUCCAGUUCUUGGAGAAGGACCCGACUUUGGCACAGGAGGUGAUGAUUGGACUGCUCAAGUAUUGGCCCAAGGUAAACUCGCCGAAGGAAGUCAUGUUCCUCAACGAGCUCGAGGAAGUCUUGGAUGUCACCGAUCCCGCUGAAUUCCAAAAGAUCCAAGAGCCCCUCUUCGCCCAACUGGCACGUUGCAUCAAUAGCCAGCAUUUCCAGGUGGCCGAACGGGCUCUAUUAUAUUGGAACAAUGAAUAUAUCGUGAAUCUGAUGAGCGACAAUUUGCCAAAGAUCCUGCCGAUUGUCUUUCCGGCUCUGUAUAACAAUGCGAGGAGUCACUGGAAUCGGACUAUACACGGGAUGGUGUAUAAUGCGCUGAAACUAUUCAUGGAGCUGAGUCCAGAACUAUUCGAUGAAACAUUACAACAAUAUAGGCAGCGUAGGAUUGCUGAGCAACAACACGCGGUCGAGCGCUACGAGGACUGGCAAAAAAUCCGCGAGAAGGCGAGGCAGAAUGCUGGUGGCAAGCUGCCUGCCAGUUACCAUGAAGUUCCACGGGACCCUCCACCUCCGCCAACGGCGGGAGAUGAUUCGGACAUCAUGGACCUAUCGAUGGAGCUGAGCGCUGUAUCGAUUGAUGGUGUCAUGCCUGGAGACUUGGAUGAAAGCGGAAUUGAAAGGGUGCCGAUGGCUGACCCAGGUCUGGACCGUGAAUAUCAGGUUGGCGUGGAGCACUCGCCAACGUCGCAGAGUCCUCAUGUUCGCAGGAAGAGCGUCCUACCUGUGGACCCGUCUGUUUUGCGUGAUUUGCAAGCGCAUCGCAGUCUUGAUGAUACGAUAGGAAUAACGACCCGUGCAAAUGGAGGAUAGAUAUUCAAAUUUGCAGGAUGCGCCUCGCAUUUUCCACAGGGUUGAUGGAAGGUUGCGGACAGGUUCUACCAUAUUCAUGACUGAUGACCUCCGUUUUCCGACUACCGUUCUUUUGUUCCUGCGCUGCCCUACACGCAUGUCCAGACUCGGAGUUUGUGUCCUCUUGAAAGCGCAUGCGUGUGAUUUCUCGGAUUCUAGACAACCAAUUCCUACCUUAACAUACAUAUCUGCUACACGUGUAUUUGGGUAACCGAUGGGGCUGCGUUGGCAACUGCAUCUGGGUAGUGGGCACUCGGCCGUCUGAGCAUGAGCUGAUAGAGUUUCCAUGAAGG
Molecule: messenger RNA, 2617 nt
Organism: Pisolithus orientalis
Lineage: Eukaryota; Fungi; Basidiomycota; Agaricomycetes; Boletales; Pisolithaceae
Product: phosphatase 2A regulatory B subunit-domain-containing protein
Exons: 9
Coding region: 162-2285 (707 amino acids)
Biological process (GO): signal transduction
Cellular component (GO): protein phosphatase type 2A complex
Molecular function (GO): protein phosphatase regulator activity
Source: RefSeq, a predicted model, not a curated record